AUGAACACUGCAUUUUCUGAGACAUCGCAGCAGUCCGUCAUCAAUACCGGCAUUUACCAUGGACUGGUGCGGGUCAGGCUAACCUUCGAGGAGAAGAUCGAGAACGAGGCAUUGCAGAUGACAAAUCGCACACAACGACCACAGGUAUUCGACAUGGGGAGCGCUGGGGGCGCAUUUCCAAGGAGACUGAAGCAUGGAAGACAGCUGCAACAUUUCGCCGAGAAACUAAGGCGAUGCAAACGGUCAGCCGAUGCGGUAACAUCAAGCAGCGGGAAAGAAUGGAUUUCAAAAGAGAUGAAGGGUUCUCCUAGAUACGAAGGAGGGUGA
Molecule: messenger RNA, 327 nt
Organism: Soboliphyme baturini
Lineage: Eukaryota; Metazoa; Nematoda; Enoplea; Dioctophymatida; Soboliphymatidae
Source: the annotation of a GenBank genome assembly